AUGUCCAAAGCCGUUGCUUUCUCGCUGUCCCGGUUGACGAGGCCCUCCUCUCUCGCACCCGCAUAUUCUCGCUCUCCCCUCCUCCUCCUCCGUCUUGUCUCAAAACGUUCAAUAUCAACCCACCAACCAUGGCGCCCUUCUUCUGCUCUCGAAGAACACGUCGCCCGUGAAGCUCGUCCCAUCUCCCUCCGUCAGCUUACCUUCUUCGGUCGUAACCUUACUCUCGAGCGUCUUCUCGACUCGGCAAACUAUGUCAGGACCGAAUUACCAACCCGGCUGGCCCACCGGAUCCGUGAUAUGCAGCGACUGCCUUAUGUCGUCGUAACCAAUCCCAACAUCUCAAAGGUCUACGAGACAUACUAUGAAUCGUUCGAACAGCUGAGGAAGACUUCGGAGAUCAAAUCUUCCGAGGAAAACGACAAAUUCUGUCAGCUUAUCAAAAAAAUGCUGAACAACAACCUCUCCGUCAUACCAGACCUCGCUAUUGGUGUUCUGGAGUGUCGUGAUUUCGUACCAGCUGCCGAAUUAGACAACUUUCUGAAGACCAUGCUCAAGAGUAGAAUAUCCCGUCGAACUAUCGCCGAACAGCACGUUGCUCUCACCGAAACCUUCAACUCCCCUUUCUUCUACCCUCAUAGCGAAGGCAAUGGUGUAGACCACACUAACGGUGUCGACUUUGUUGGCGAAGUCUUCCUGAAAUGCAAUGCCCGAGAGGUCGUUGAAAAAUGUGGGAAGCUCUGUCAAGAUCUCUCUCGACAAGCCAACGGACCUGAUACACCGGUUCCAGAGAUCAUAAUCGAAGGACACCCCGAAGCCACUUUCCCAUAUAUUCCCAGUCAUUUAGAAUACAUCAUUGGCGAACUUCUCAGAAACUCCAUUCAAGCGACCAUUGAACGUCACGGCAGCGAUCCCAAAACAAAAUUACCUCCCAUAAAUGUCUUAAUCUGCCAAACCCAGCAGUUCGUAAUCUUCAGGAUCUCAGAUCAAGGUGGUGGCAUCCCCCAAGAUAUCUUCCCGCAUAUUUGGUCGUUUAGCAAGGGACCUCGCCGACAAAAGCAGCUUCAAAACAUCUCUCUCGUCCCGACAAUGUCCGCCACACUUCAGGAAUUAUUCCACACAAGCGCAGGGGAGGUUAUCGACAAGAAUGGUAAACGACGGAGGGGAACCUCACUCGCACCGCUUUCUCAUCGACCACCCAAUCUAAGACUAGGGUUGGGACUUCCUCUAAGCAGAGUAUAUGCGGAAUACUGGGCCGGGAGCCUGAAACUUCAUAGUUUGGCUUCAUAUGGGGUUGAUACGAUAUUACAAAUCAAUAAACUUGGUAAUAACCUAGAGAGACUGGUUGAACGCAGGAACUUAGACGGGAUAUGA
Molecule: messenger RNA, 1371 nt
Organism: Orbilia oligospora ATCC 24927
Lineage: Eukaryota; Fungi; Ascomycota; Orbiliomycetes; Orbiliales; Orbiliaceae
Exons: 2
Coding region: 1-1371 (456 amino acids)
Biological process (GO): regulation of glucose metabolic process; protein phosphorylation
Cellular component (GO): mitochondrion
Molecular function (GO): pyruvate dehydrogenase (acetyl-transferring) kinase activity
Source: RefSeq, a predicted model, not a curated record